Molecule: messenger RNA, 1383 nt
Organism: Oncorhynchus gorbuscha (pink salmon)
Lineage: Eukaryota; Metazoa; Chordata; Actinopteri; Salmoniformes; Salmonidae
Product: zinc finger protein 664-like
Exons: 4
Coding region: 1-1233 (410 amino acids)
Biological process (GO): regulation of transcription by RNA polymerase II
Cellular component (GO): nucleus
Molecular function (GO): RNA polymerase II cis-regulatory region sequence-specific DNA binding; DNA-binding transcription activator activity, RNA polymerase II-specific
Source: RefSeq, a predicted model, not a curated record
AUGCCUAUGGAGAAGCUCCGCAGUGAGGUGGAAAGUUACUACGGAUAUUGCAGGAGGGCAGUCAAGAAAUGGAAUGGCAAGGCCACAGAACAUGACAUAAGCAGAGCUGUGGGAGACCACCUCAAGCCUCUGGUAGAGCCGGGGGUGGUGUUUACCACUCCACCACGCUGGAAAAUUUCAGUGAAAGAAGAGAAAGACGUUUCAGUGAAAGAAGAGGAAGACGCGUUCAGAGUGAAAGAGGAGGAGGAUGUUACAGUAAAAGAAGAGGAGGAUGCAGUUUAUGGAGUGAGGAAGGAAGGGGAUAUUACUGUCACAUUGGUAGAGGUGAAGAUAGGGGAUCUGAUUAACACCAGGGAGAGACGGGACUACCGUGGGUCCUCUGGGGAGCCUCAACAACCUCAUGAUGCUGACAAAGCAGAGAAGACUCUCUCCAGAUCCGAACACGUCAAGAAACCCCAGCAGAGAUCCACAGGGAAGAGAACUCACUGCUGCUCUGACUGUGGGAAGAGAUUCACCACCUCAUCAGGCAUUAAAAUUCAUCAGAGAAUCCACACAGGAGAGAAACCUCACGGCUGUGAUCAAUGUGGGAAGAGUUUUACUCAGCUAAGCAGCCUGAUAUUGCACCAGAGAACACACACGGGCGUGAAACCGUACAGCUGUGAUGAAUGCGGGAAGAGUUUUACUCAGCUAAGCAGCCUAAUAUCACACCAGAGAACACACACAGGCGAGAAACCUUAUAGCUGUUCUGAAUGUGGGAAGAGUUUUACUCAGCUAAGCGGCCUGAUAUCACACCAGAGAACACACACAGGAGAGAAACCUUAUAGCUGUGAUGAAUGUGGGAAGAUGUUUACUAGGUCUAGCAAUCUGACUCUACACCAGAGAAUACAUACAGGAGAGAAACCUUUCAGCUGUACUCAAUGUGGGAAGAGUUUUACUAAGCUAAGCAACCUCAUAUCACACCAGAGAACACACACAGGAGAGAAACCCUAUAGCUGUGAUCAAUGUGGGAAGAGUUUUGUUCAAUCUAGCUAUCUGAAGAUACACCAGAGAAGACACACAGGAGAGAAACCUUUUAACUGUACUCAAUGUGGGAAGAGUUUUAUUUUAUCUAGCCUUCUGACAGUACACCAGAGAACACACACAGGAGAGAAAUCUUAUAGCUGUAAUCAAUGUGUGAAGAGUUUUGCUACAUCUGGGCAGCUGACAAUACACCAGAGAACACACACACAAUAGAAAUCCUUUAGCUCUAAUUGACAUGGGAAGGGUUUUACUCUGUUAAACAGCCUGGUAUGACACCAGAGAACACACAGGAGAGAAAUAUCUUAGCUGUAAUCAAUGUGGGAAGAGAUACUCUGAUAAAAGUUAUCUGAUCAAACAUCAGAA